AUGGUGAUCUUGCGGCGGAUGCGCACGCUUCUCUUUCCACCCUUCCUGGCACUCUUGGCGAUCAUCUUCUGGAGCGCCUCUCUUCAGAUCCCGAGCGCCUCUGUUCUCGAUUUGGAGUGUCUCGUGUGUCAUGGCGUCAAUGUCGUCAAAAAUCCAUUGUGGCAAUUGCGCGCGCUCAGCUUCGACAGGGAUCCGCCCAAGCAGCGAUCCGAGAGCGAGAUCGUGGUAGCCAGCGACAGCGUAACAGGGCUGCCAAGUCUAGAUGAUCAAGAUCGCGUCUUUCAGCUGGAAAUUCCUUCUGCUUCUACGACGGCAUCAGCUGAUUUGGAAGGCGGCGAAGAUGAGAUUGACAAACAAAAGGAGAUUGGCGAAUUCUUCCAGGAGCUCCAAAGGAAUUCAUCGUCCACUAUAGCCGAUCGUAACAGCACUCUUGAAGAUUCCAGCCAAGCAGGGGAGAGGCCGCUACAACCGCCCAACGAUCCAUCAAUAGCUCGAAACGCUUCCAUUAAUCCCCCUUCUAUAAGUUCCUUGACAGCUGAUGAUCAAGAGGGGAAGCGUGCGAUCGAAGAGGUGGAGCGACUUAUGCAAUUCUUGCGAAGAUCAGGAUCAGGCCAGGUAAAGAAGUCUCCACAGGAUUGCCAGGGAAGAAACGUCUAUGUCUACGAUCUUCCACCCAAAUUCAACACGGAUCUCCUCAAGCAAUGUGAAACUCUGCUGCCAUGGAUGAGCAUGUGUGAUUUCGUCCGCAAUUCGGGAAUGGGUCUUCCAGUUUCGAUCGACGCCGCUCGCGAUUUCCUCACUCCUCGCGGAUCUUGGUUCAAGACACACCAGUACGCGCUGGAGAUGAUCUUCCACGCCCGGAUCCUCGACUACUCCUGCCGGGUGCUCGAUCCAUCCCUCGCCGACGUGUUCUACGUGCCCUACUACGCCGGCCUGGACGUGAUGCGAUGGAAUUUCGUGCCCAACGUGAGCAGCGCACAGAGCGACGUGUUGGGCGACGAGCUCAUGACAUGGCUGAUUCAGCAGCCGUCCACGUGGAAAACGGGCGACCGACGUGACCAUGUCAUAGCCCUGGGAAAAAUCUCCUGGGAUUUUAGGCGUAUGACAUCGGACGCAAAAUGGGGGAGUAAUCUCCUCGCGCGCGCGGACAUGGCCAACGUCACCAAGCUUCUCAUCGAGCGCCACCCCUGGCACCCCAAUGACGUGGGCGUGCCACAUCCCACCUUCUUCCACCCGGGUUCCGACGUGGACAUCACGACGUGGCAGGCUCGCGUGCUCAGGGACGACGUCCGGCCGAGCCUCGUCGCCUUCGCUGGCCAGCCCAGGCCCGGGCAGGGCGGGAGCAUCCGUGGGGAGCUGAUACGGCAGUGUACGGCUCGCUCGGACCUGUGCCGGACCUUGGACUGCGGCUCCGGGGCUUGCUUUGGUCCCGAGGCGACUCUAGGUCUGUUUUUAGUCUCGGAUUUUUGCCUCCAGCCAGUUGGCGACAGCCCGACCCGGAGAUCGGUGUUUGAUUCGCUGCUGGCCGGCUGCAUUCCGGUUUUUUUCGACCCCUUCACGGCCUACUACCAGUAUCCAUGGCAUCUUCCGUCAAAUGGUAGCGCAUAUUCUGUUAUGAUCGCGGCAGAUUCUGUUACCGACGUGGAUAUCGUGGGCGAGCUCCAGAAGAUUCCAUUCGCACGGAGGAAGGAGAUGCGGCAUUUCAUUGUCCACGAGAUUCUCCCCGGGAUCGUCUACGCGCAGCCGGGAUCCAAACUGGAGAAAUUCGAGGACGCCUUCGACGUUGCCAUGAGAAACGUGAUUGCCAGGGUCGCUUCGAGAGAGGUUUACGAUUCCAGCGAGCUCAGAUGAUCGAUCACCCAA
Messenger RNA from Selaginella moellendorffii, 1863 nucleotides. RefSeq names its product xyloglucan-specific galacturonosyltransferase 1. Lineage: Eukaryota; Viridiplantae; Streptophyta; Lycopodiopsida; Selaginellales; Selaginellaceae. Bases 1 to 1851 code for a protein of 616 amino acids. The record is from RefSeq and is a predicted model, not a curated record. The transcript has a single exon. Gene Ontology annotation, molecular function: glycosyltransferase activity.